UCGCGCCGAAUCGCGCCGAAUCGCGCCGACAUUGAGCACGCUGUGUCAUAACCUCUAACUCGUGGCGCGUAAACAACCUUUCGCGCUAGUGUGUAUCGCUGGCAUUUAUUUUAUUCGCGAUGUACGAGGCACACAGCAUCAAUGCUGAGCACAAGGAUCUCAUACACGACAUCGCCUACGAUUAUUAUGGGGAACGAAUGGCGACGUGUUCCAGCGACCAAUUUGUGAAGGUUUGGGACGAGGAUGAACAUGGAAACUGGCAUUUAACUGCUUCUUGGAAAGCUCACAGUGGAUCAGUAUGGAAGGUUACUUGGGCGCAUCCAGAAUUUGGUCAAGUCCUUGCUACAUGUUCGUUUGAUCGUACCGCUGCUGUUUGGGAGGAAAUUGUUGGCGAAGGGUCUGGACCAGAAGCACGUGGCAGUAAGCAUUGGAUUAAAAGAACAAACUUGGUAGAUUCACGUACUUCUGUCACAGAUGUAAAAUUUGCACCAAAGACCUUGGGCCUUUUACUGGCUACUUGUAGUGCAGAUGGUUUUAUUCGGAUAUAUGAAGCUCCAGAUAUCAUGAAUUUGAGUCAAUGGACGUUACAACAUGAUAUCAACUGCAAACUUUCGUGUAGCUGUCUUACAUGGAAUCCGUCUCUCUCGAGAUUACAUCCACCUAUGAUAGCAGUUGGCAGUGAUGAUCCGAAUCCUACGCUUGGGGCAAAAAUCUUCAUCUAUGAAUACUCCGAGAACAGUAGACGUUGGAUGAAGGCCGAGACAUUGUCAAGCAUUACGGAUGCCGUUUACGACAUUGCGUUUGCUCCUAAUCUGGGCAGAAAUUUCCAUACACUAGCCAUAGCUACAAAGGACGUACGAAUAGUCACUUUGAAACCGACGGACGAGAGUACGCAGACCGGUGUGUCGCAUUUCGAAACGAAUGUAGUUGCGCAGUUUGACGAUCAUUACUGUACUGUAUGGCGUGUCAGCUGGAACUGUAUGGGAACGAUUUUAGCGAGUUCCGGCGAUGACGGUUGCGUCCGAUUGUGGAAGGACAAUUUUAUUAAUCACUGGAAAUGCAUCUCUGUCCUGAAGGGAGAUGGUAUUCCGGCACAAGGUACCGAAACUCCCAUCGUCGCGACUCCGCCGAGCUCGUCUACGCCGGCUCAACAGAUGCCGUCAACCACAAGGACUGUAAGCAUAGUCACGGUUCCGGCGGAGAAGCCGACCGCUACCAUCGUAUGCAGUAACAAGUGGCAAGCGCCUGUUAUAAAAGGACGCUUUAGUAAAUCCGUAUGGCUGGGUAAUCCUAGCGAACCAACACCACCGUUGUUGCCGAUUAUAGCAAAGAAAUAAUUAAGAUCGCUCGUGUGAUCUAGCAAUGUGAUUUGGUAGUAUUAUUUAGAAUAAGCACGAUGAGAAAUGAAUGUCGAUAUUGAUUUUAAACCGAUUGUGAUAACACGUAAUAAGUUUUUUUUUGUGCGGAAUUAAAAUGCAAAAUCAUUUAUUAUACAAUCUUGUUGUAAUGAAUUUUUUUUAUAAUGUUAUAUUUUUCAAUGGAAUGUAUCGCGAUUAUUUGCAUGGAUUAAAAUUAGAUUGCAUAGAUUUCUGGUUUGCGAAAGCAAUCUAUCAUUAUAGUGUAGAAAUUUCUGAUAAAUAUAUUUUUUAGAGAUCUGAAUA
Messenger RNA from Solenopsis invicta (red fire ant), 1661 nucleotides. It is a transcript of the gene Nup44A, whose product is annotated as nucleoporin SEH1. The transcript has 6 exons. Gene Ontology annotation, molecular function: structural molecule activity; protein binding. Gene Ontology annotation, cellular component: Seh1-associated complex; nuclear pore outer ring. The coding region runs from base 120 to 1337 and encodes 405 amino acids. Gene Ontology annotation, biological process: positive regulation of TORC1 signaling; cellular response to amino acid starvation. NCBI's taxonomy places the organism in Eukaryota, Metazoa, Arthropoda, Insecta, Hymenoptera, Formicidae. The record is from RefSeq and is a predicted model, not a curated record.